AUGCGCUUCAAGGUCAUCUGCAAAGAUCUCAAUGUCCCAGAUCAUCACAUCAGGAUUAUUGCCACCGAGGCAACACGCACGGCAGUUAAUUCCGUGGAGUACCGCAAAGCUGUGCAAAAAGCCACAGGACUAGAGGUCGAGAUGUUAGGCAAGGAGGAGGAAGGCUAUGUCGGCGCCCUUGGGGUAGCAAGUGGCUUUUCCACAGUCAGUGGCAUCGUCAUGGAUUUGGGCGGUGGUUCCGCACAAAUCACGUGGAUGCGGUCAAUCGAUGGCAAGGUAGAAGUCAGUCCCAAGGGAUCUGUGAGCUUCCCGUAUGGAGCUGCAGCUCUGACCAAGAAACUGGACGACUUGAGGAAAGGCAAAAGUGAGGAGGAGGGAGAUGCUGCGGUGGCUAGAUUGCGAGAGGAGAUGGAGGCGAAUUUCAGAAAGGCAUACGACGAACUUGAAAUACCUGAGGAUAUGGCCGAGCGAGCCAAAUCUCAAGGAGGAUUCCCCCUUUACCUCUCUGGAGGCGGUUUCAGAGGCUGGGGGUACCUGCUUCUCUAUAUGAACCAAGUCCACGGACGCCAUUAUCCUAUAUCGAUCAUCAACGGCUACAGAGCAAGCAAGGAGAAAUUCGAAGAUGUCGAAACACUGAAGAAAGUCGCCCGGGAAGCUGAGAAGAUUUUCCGGGUUUCUGAUCGCCGCCGUGGUCAGGUUCCAGCAGUAGCGUUCUUGGUCAACGUCCUCACAGAAGCUCUCCCACACGGCAUCAAGGAGGCCCAUUUCUGCCAAGGAGGUGUGAGAGAAGGUGUGCUCUUCAGAGAACUCUCUCAAAACAUUCGAGACGAUGAUCCUCUGGAGGUUGCGACCGAGAAUUCUGGUCGUAAGUCCGCAGAUGCUCUGAGUACUCUUAUUAUGAAUGCCAUUCCGGAAGCGUCUAAGGAAGAGGGUGGCCGAGCAUUCCCGGAAUCGAUCAGCAAGCAUGUCAUUCAUGCAUUUGCCAACGUCCUAUAUGUGCACGCUCAUAUGUCCAAAGAAAUUGCUUCAACAGCGGCUUUGUACUGUACCAGUGCAGGAUUUAUGGCCUCUACCCAUGGCGUAUCACAUUCAGACCGCGCUCUUCUUGCGUUGAUGUUGGAGGAACGAUACGAAGGCGAAUUGCCACCACGCGAAGCUGACUUCAAGCUAAGUCUUCAGUCGAUCUUGACUCCAGAAGAGGUGUGGUGGACCAGAUACAUGGGUUCCAUCGGAUUGUUGAUCAGCAAAAUUUAUCCUGGUGGGAAUUUUGAUGAGGAUGAGCCUCGCAUCAAGGUUAACUCGGAAUGGGCCAGCGGGUUUGGAAAGGACGAUGAUAAGGAGGGUUUGAGAUUGAUCAUAUCCAUCAAGAAAGUCAAGGAUGAUGCCCUGAUGUUGAGAGAGGCUUUGGAUGAUCACGUGUCGGAUAUUGAUAAAGUUGGAAAGCACAAGAAUUGGAUUGGGGGAAGAGAGGGUUGGGGUAUGUCGAUUGAUAUCAAGAUCAAGGAAGUGGCGAAGCUUGAUUGA
Cadophora gregata is the source of this 1524-nucleotide messenger RNA. RefSeq lists its product as uncharacterized. The coding region runs from base 1 to 1524 and encodes 507 amino acids. NCBI's taxonomy places the organism in Eukaryota, Fungi, Ascomycota, Leotiomycetes, Helotiales, Ploettnerulaceae. The record is from RefSeq and is a predicted model, not a curated record. Gene Ontology annotation, biological process: regulation of transcription by RNA polymerase II. The transcript has a single exon.